AUGUCUUUUUAUCGUUAUUUAUCAACAGCAGCUAAAACGACUAAUACUAAUAUUCAAGCACCAGUUCUUUCUGGAAUAGUCAAACAAUUAUCAAAGUAUUCUUCUCAUAAGGAACUUAUUGAAUAUUCUCAACGACCUAUUCAAUAUUGUUAUCCAAAUCGUAUGAUUGAAGCUUGUUCACCGCAGCAUUCAACACCUAUAGAUCUAAUAAGAACAGCAUCAGAUCUUCAUGAUCAAUUAUUAGUACGUCUAGCACAUUGUUUAAAUUCUUUUCAAUCAAUUCCAUUUUUACCCGGUGCUAAUCCAACAUUAUUAUCUCUACAUGAACGUUAUUUAAAAUCUUUUGAAAAGUUAAUUCAAUUUCGUCAAAUAAAAACAAUUAAAGAUGAAAAAAAUUUUUUUGAAUUAAUAAAUUAUUUUAUUAUACAAAAUAAUGAUGUUAUAGGAUUGUUAUCAACUGGUUGUAAUGAAGCACAAAAAUAUUUUAAAUCAUAUAAAACAUUAAAAGAUUUUCUUGAUAAUGUUUUAAAUAUACGUCUUGCAAUGCGUUUACUUGCUGAACAUUAUCUUGAAUUACAUAAACAACAAAAAAAUAAUCAAAUAAAUUCAGAUUGGUAUGGUGCUAUUUCAACGAAAUUUUUACCUGUAAAAACUGUACAACAAUGUAUUGAUGAUGUUUCUUCAAUAUGUUUUGAAACUUAUACAGUUAUACCACACGUUGAAAUAGAAAAUAAUAUACAUGAACCUAUACCGUUUUUUCCAAGUAUUAUAGAAUAUAUUUUACGUGAAUUAUUAAAAAAUUCUAUGCGUGCUGUUAUUGAAUAUAACAAACACGCAUUAGGUAAUAUACAAAAUGUAAAAAGAUAUUUCGAAGAUAAUCACGAUAAACCAUUAUGUAAAGUUAUUAUUUCAUCUGAUCCUAUUGAUGAAGUUUUUACAAUUGCUGUUAAAGAUCAAGGUGGUGGAACAAAUGCAAGUGAUGAUGAAAUAUUUCGAUAUAUGUUUACAGCUGAUAUAACGAAAUCGCAUGAAGCAAACAAAGAACAAGAAGAAGAAGAAAUUGAUAUUUUAGCAGAUUUUCAAGAACGCAUGACACAAUCAUCGAAGCAAAUGUAUGGUUAUGGAUUUGGUCUUCCUAUAUGUCGUCUUUAUGCGAAAUUUUUUGCUGGUUCUUUAACUGUUCAACAAGUAUCACGUAUUGGUACCGAUGCUUAUCUUCGUAUAGAUUACCUUUUCUUUUGUUUAUGGAUGGCAAUCAUAAGUUGUGGUCCAACAAGCAUACCAAGUAAUGGUAAACGUCGCAGAAAUUCAUAUUCAUUACCACUUCAUUAUGUUCAAAUCAUAGCUAUUAUACUAAUAUUUUUUCUUAUAUUAAUGAAUUAUUUAACAUUAUGUGUUAAUAUUCCAACACAUCCAUGGCAAUGGUUAAACAUUGUUCUUUCUUCAUUUUUUAUUCUUCCAUUUUUUAUUGUUUUUAUUGCAUUAACUUAUAUUGAUCCAGCUGAAAAUGAAGUAAUAUAUAAAAGUCAUCGACCAAGAACUGAUUUUGAUCGUCAUCAACAUGCACAUGUGAUAACGGAACUUUAUUGUCAUGUAUGUGAUGUACAAGUUACAGAAAAAGCUAAACAUUGUUCAUCAUGUAAUAAAUGUAUUUAUUCUUUUGAUCAUCACUGUAUAUGGCUUAAUACAUGUAUUGGUGGAAAAAAUUAUCGACUUUUUUUAUUAAUGUUAUCAUUAAUUGUUAUUGGAACUUUAUUUAUUUUUUUAAAUAGUUUACUUCAAUUUAUUGGUUCAUUUCAAGGUUUAUCAUCAUCAUCAUCGCUUAGUUUAAAACCAUAUUAUGGUUUAGAUCAAUAUGCUAUAUUAAUGAUUCCAUCAUCAAAGAUUGCUUUUCAAGUGAUAACAGCAAUUAUAGGAUUCAUUUCUAUUGUGACUUGGAUAUUAAGUGGAUAUCUUCUUGGUUUUCAUAUCUAUCUAUGUUAUUAUGGUUUUUCAACAUAUGAUUAUGUUGUUAAUCAACGACUUAAUAAAACAGUUGAUCAAACAUUAUCUCAAUUUAAUCAAUUUAAUCAAAAUCAUUAUAAUGAUCCAUCAUCAUCAUCAUCAUCAACAACAAAACAAUCGAAAUUUAAUCUUUCAAAGAGAAAUAAAAGUAAUCAAAUAGCAGUUAGUCCAGAAAAUGGUACAAUAAAUCAUUCAAAACAAUUUCAUGAUCCAAAAGUUUUUACUAUUGAAGAAAAUUAUAGAGACUCUCCACGACGUUUACAAGUAUGUCAACGUUCAAGUGAAGAACCUUAUGUUCUUAAAGGUGCUUCGCAAAUAGAUAGUCAAUAUUAG
Messenger RNA from Rotaria sordida, 2337 nucleotides. The record is from the annotation of a GenBank genome assembly. Lineage: Eukaryota; Metazoa; Rotifera; Eurotatoria; Philodinida; Philodinidae.